Messenger RNA from Exserohilum turcica Et28A, 2104 nucleotides. RefSeq lists its product as uncharacterized. The record is from RefSeq and is a predicted model, not a curated record. The transcript is spliced from 6 exons. The coding region runs from base 1 to 1932 and encodes 643 amino acids. NCBI's taxonomy places the organism in Eukaryota, Fungi, Ascomycota, Dothideomycetes, Pleosporales, Pleosporaceae.
AUGAAGCCGCACAAGAAGAGCAUCCGCGACUUCUUCUCCUCCGCGCCAAGAACCCCCCAGAGCUCCCAAGACUCGCAGACUGCCCUGCCCCAAGCCAAUGCAACAAACCCUCCCGUCCCCGCCUCCCAGUCGGGCCCCGUCCACACUCCCGCAAACCCCGCCCCGAGCAGGCGCAUAAUUUUCAAUCGGAAAGACGUGGUGCCCAAUUCGGACUCCGAUGACGAUGACGAUUCGCUGCCCGACCUCGACUUCAACCUCCCGCCGCACAAAUCCAAGCCCCUCGCGACCCCGACAGCCCACAUUGCAACCCGAUCUAAGCGCACGUCCGACAAUGACGAGGAUGGACUCAGGAAGCCUACCAAGAAGCUCAAAGACGACAAGCGAAAAUUCAAUUCCCUGGUACGCACGACGCAGAAGAAACUGGAGACGGAGCGCGAGAUCCAGGAGCGCAAAGCUGUCUUGGACGAGGCCGAGCAGGAGCCAGCCACCGCAAAGGUCGCCAUCAACGAAGAAACACUAGGGCAAGUCUUGCAAGACGACGAUGACGGCCCGGAAAAAGCCCAUCGGCUCCUCCAGGCCAUGCAGAGAACAAACGCGACACAGAUGGAGAGUGUCUUUUACUUUUUCAAAGACACGGCAGAUGCAGUCUCGACGCACAGCAAAUUCCCCAUCACUGCCUUUCCUCAACAGCGCUGGGUUUCUGCCUUUCAGAAUGCCAACACCAGACAUCUGGCUUUCAUGACUGGCUUUGCACAGCAAAUCUUCCGCACCCACCAUCUCCCCGAGGAGCUUGCAUCCUGGAUGAUUGACCAAAUCCGCUAUAGUCAGAGCGAGGUGCUGAAUUGCAAGUACCUGGAAAUCUUGGAGGCGCACCACGAGCAUCUGCACACCCUGCUCGAUUCACAACGGUUGGACGCCAUGUUCAGCACAAUAGGUGCCAACCUGACACAGUUUGAAGCGCACACCCAACUUGCGCCCAUAUCUGUGCCAAGAUUCGAAACCAAAACGUUACUUCCCCCAUCAUUGAAGUCAAUCGCUGCACUACUUGCACGAUCUGCGCCAUGGCUGCAUACGGCUGCUCGCAAUCACGCAUUGUACCUGUUGUGUCAUGUAUGCCUGGACACUCGUGUCGCCACAGACUCGGACAUGUUGCGUACGAUUCAAGACGCUGUAGAAGCCCUGAUUUGCCAUUUCGCCGACAACAAUAAGCUCAUCUCGGGCCUGAAUGCAUUCAUACCCCAGCUGCUUACCAAAGUUACGCAUCCCGUGUUGCAGAGGAACCUGAUAUGCGCCCUUCCAGCGACGUCUCCAUUGACUGCGUACCUACAGCGUCACUUGGCUCUUUCAUUCCUCGUCCAUCCUCUGCCAGUCCAGAUAUCGCUGGCUGACCAGAAGGCACAUGACCUUGUACUCGAGCAUGUGGCGGAAUCACCCCAUUUCUUUAUAAACAAGAAUACCGACUACGGCCUUCUUGCCGCACGAUUGGCACUUCUCGACAUCGUUAUCGGACCGGGACUAUUGACCGUCCCGUACCAGCCGCUCUCGAGUUCCACGCCAACGCAGACAGACUCGUGCCCCGUUGAAGUUCCGGUGCCGGCCUCGUCAGAGGUCAAGCACUUUAACCAACAGGUCGAUGCACUUGCACGGCAAAUGAAGCUGCUGGGCAACUCUAUCGUUGAAGCUGGUGCCGUGGUGGACAUCACCAUCCUCGAAACCAAGAACUCGAUAGAGCAAAUGUGUGCACGACUAGAACACGCCUCGCGGAUAGGUGGGAAGAAGAUUGACAACGUUUUCGGCAGCGACGAGGAAGAUGCCCAGCCCCGAGUCGACAGGUUCUUCAAAAGAGCAUUGAAGCCGUCUGCACCCCCGCACGGGAUCUUCAACCAGACGGAAGACGCUGAUAUUGAUUUUGUUGAUCCGACACAGUCUUGACGUGCUGUGGCACUCGGCCUGCCACGGCACCCCCAUGAUGCAAAUGAGCAUCAUGCAAGCAGACUGGCCAGCUGCAACCUCAUGGCCGCAACCCUGAAGCUCGUCGCAUAUACGCAAUCUCCCCUCAUUGAACCCCUCAAUCAGAAGAAAUUCGCACCGUCGUCGGCUCAGC